GAAUAUUAUAAAUACCUCGUGAUAUUACGACGUUGAACAUACAAAUCAACAACACGAGGCCAAGAACAGCAUAGUAUAGCGAUUUUACGAGACUCCUCUCAUAUUCAGAAACGAAUCCAAAAAAAAAAAGUCAACAUGCAAUUCUCAACCAUCUUCGCCAUCUUCGCCGGCCUCACUCUUGUCGCUGCACGUCCAACGAUUCCUGCUGCACUCCAAGCUCGCGUGAAGGAAUGCAGUUGUUCUGAUGCGCAAGGCGCUUAUGCCGUCUGUUUGUUGAAGAGUUGUGGCCAUGGUUGCACAGAUGAAGAUGUCGCACCUUGUGUCGCCAGUGUUGAGGCUGAAUGUAUCACGGACUGGACUACUUGCCCAUUGCCACCUGCAUAAAGGCAAAUGGAGUUGAUCGUGAAGGAAUGAUGAGAUGAAAUGAAAUUGGAUGAGAUUUAUGAUUUAUGAUGGAAUGAUGAUCUGGGACUGCGAAGGAUUCCGUGUAAUCCUCUGACACUUCGAGGGCCCGUAUUAGAAAUGUUUUUGAUUGGUACAAGUUUCCUGUCUCCAGCGGUGUAAUCUCAGGAUUAUUUAAUAAUAUGAAAAGAAAAAUGAAAACAUAAGCCUUAAAAAUUGAAUGGAGA
Messenger RNA from Botrytis sinoallii, 629 nucleotides. RefSeq lists its product as uncharacterized. The transcript is spliced from 2 exons. The coding region runs from base 136 to 384 and encodes 82 amino acids. The record is from RefSeq and is a predicted model, not a curated record. Lineage: Eukaryota; Fungi; Ascomycota; Leotiomycetes; Helotiales; Sclerotiniaceae.